AUGGCCUCGGAUUUCCCUCAAACCCUAGUUGGGCCUUCUUCAAAAGAAAGGAAAUAUGAUCGUCAGUUGCGGCUCUGGGCUGCGAGCGGACAGCAAGCUCUUGAAGAAUCCCGAGUGCUUUUGGUCAAUUCCGACGGCCCAUGGGGCGACAAGAGCACUGGAGUGUCCGGUGUAGUAGGCGUCGAGACACUCAAAAAUCUGGUACUCCCAGGCAUUGGAGGUUUUGCCAUUGUCGAUCCUGCUGUGGUUACUGAGCCCGAUCUUGGGGUCAACUUUUUUCUCGAGGAUGAAAGUUUGGGCAAGUCAAGGGCUGAAGAGACAUGUCGACUAUUGAAAGAACUGAAUCCGGACGUAGAAGGUAGCUUCUAUUCCAAGACUAUUGCGGAAAUACUCAAAGAGGAACCCGACUUUGUAUCACAGUAUAGGUUGGUUCUAAUAUCAGGGCCCAUAAAACAUUCCUCGCUGCAGUCCCUUUGCAGUGCGGCCAAAGCUCUAGGGGUUCCAGUCCUAUAUAUUCGAUCAGUUGGUUUCUACUCCGCCUUUUCCCUGCAGCUCCCUGCUGUGUUUCCUAUAGUAGAGACGCAUCCGGAUCCGGAAUCAACGCAAGAUCUUCGUCUACUGAAUCCUUGGCCGGAGCUUGCAGAGGCCGGAGCUAGCAUAAGCAACCUGGACAGUCUUGACGAUCACCAUCACGGCCAUGUUCCUUAUGUAUUACUACUUCUUCACUAUCUGGAGACGUGGAAGAAGACUCACAACGGCAAUCUUCCAUUGAAUUACAAGGAAAAAACGGAGUUUAGAGACCUGGUGCGCUCAAGCGCAAGAACGAACAAUCCCCAAGGAGGUGAGGAGAACUAUGAUGAAGCCGUUGCAGCCGUCUUGAAAUCUUUGAAUCCGUUCUCAUUACGAAGCUCUACCCGGGAAAUCUUUGAGCUGGACGAGUGCAAGGAUUUGACGGCCACCUCGGCCGAGUUCUGGGUUAUUGCAUCAGCAGUCCGUGAAUUUUACGAGCACCACAAGGUGCUUCCUCUACCCGGCUCACUCCCCGACAUGAAAGCCCUGUCAGCGGAUUAUGUCUCAUUGCAGAAUAUUUACAAAUCCAAGGCAAGGAAAGAUAUAGCAGAUGUCACGAAGAUUAUCAGGAGAACCGAAUCGCAGCUCGGCCGCUCCGUUGAAAUUUCCGAAAAGGAUAUUGAAGUCUUCUGCAAGAACGCUUCCCACAUCCAGGUGAUUCGCGGCCGAGAUAUCCCGCAGGUGGACGGAGACGUGCAAGCUCAGAAGCGCAUACGAACUGAACUUGACAACGACGAAUCCUUGAUUCCCAUUUUUAUUGCGUUCCAGGUCUUGGAUACUGUGGUGACCGGCAUUCAAGAAGGAAAGCAUCCAGAGGGGUCUCUCGACGAUGAAGCCGUGUGGUCCUCGGAGCUUGACCGCAUUCUCGGUGCGCUCGCGUCGGACAAAGCGGCUCCGAUUGACGAUGACGCCCGCGACAGGAUUCUGGAAGCCGCACGGGAGCUCCGAAGGACAGAGGGCGGGGAACUACACAAUAUCUCUUCUCUGACGGGUGGCUUGGUUGCCCAGGAAUCCCUCAAAGUGAUUACUAGGCAAUAUGUGCCCUUGGAUAAUACGUGCAUCUUCAACGGCAUUCGCAGCAGCAGCGCUAUGUACAAGCUGUGA
Molecule: messenger RNA, 1674 nt
Organism: Aspergillus calidoustus
Lineage: Eukaryota; Fungi; Ascomycota; Eurotiomycetes; Eurotiales; Aspergillaceae
Source: the annotation of a GenBank genome assembly